AAUUAAGCUCAGCGAGCAUGCAUGGGCGAACCUCGCUCGGGGCACAUAGCCCAAUUUUAGAGCGAGGCGGCGGGUAGUCGAAUGCGGCCCCCUGUUGGAACAGUCGAUUGGAGCGCCCUGACCGCCCCGCCGCGAUGAAGGACGGCCGUGACAUCAAGCUUGUCUUUCACAGCCGUCUGACGUAUGAGCUGCACAUCGAUGUGGGAGAGGCAACAGCGUCGCUCCCCCCCAGUAGACGGUCAAUCGUCUUCCCAGUCCCGGCGCACCUUGUCAAGGGGCGCAAGCUCGACUUUAGACUGGGCGACGGGAGACGGUCCGUUGUGUAUACCGUGCGCGUUCUCCGCUCCUCAUCACUGCCGCGCGGUGUCGGUGCAACCGGAAGCGUUGCAUCCGACGAAAAGAGGCCGUUGAUUGCCCGCCCGUCCAGUGCGGCUUCGACUCGGGCUCGCCUCUGGUCCUCCUCGUCUCGACCGCAUCAGCCCUUGCGACUCGUCUACUCGCGCAUCGACGACGACGAAGAAGACAACGGAGGCGAACUCCACGUCCUCGUUCUCGCCGCUCGGGACCCAUCGACAUGGCUCGGCUCCGUCCCUUCCUCGAGCUCCCUCUCCUUGCUCUGCCUUCCAGGCAGCCACGAGACGCUAGCCCGCUACGGCUGGCCCUUUUCGCAGUGCCAGAACACCGAAUCGACGGUGGCCAAGCAGCUCGAAGAUGGGAUCCGAUUCAUGGACAUUCGCCUGCGGCCACGCGGCGAAAAGGGCAAGGAGAGGCUGCUCGCCUACCACGGCUCUGUCGAUGAGCGCAUCGAAUUCUCAGCCGUGCUGGAGCAGGUGUGGGCCUUUUUGGAGGGGCCGGGCAAGCAGGAAACGCUGGUCAUGUCCGUCAAGCAGGAGGGUGGGGACCAAGACACGUUCAUCAACCUCCUCAAGACGGCCUACGUCGACGCAACACCCCCGCCCGCCAACGACGCAUCGCCCACUGCGCCUCGAGGCCGGCAGCGAUGGUUCCUCGAGAACCGCGUGCCCACACUGGGGGAGGUGCGAGGCAAAAUCGUCCUCUUCAGCCGCUUCGUCAUCGACCCAAAGUUCGACUUUCCCGGAGGGAUCAGUCCGCCCAUCUGGCCUGACAGCUACGAAGGCUGCUUCGACUACAAGCUACCAACAGGCCAAGCCGUGCAGACGCAGGACUGGUACCACAUUGGGUCUCUCUCUUCGAUUCCGCGCAAGUUUGAGCUCAUCUGCGAUCUGAUGGAUCAGGGAGGGCGCGAUCCUUCGACGCUGGCCUUGGACUUUUGCAAUGGCUCCUCUGUUCCCUGGGCCUUGCCGCCCAGCGUCGCAAAGGGCUGGCUCGACGAUGGUUCCAUCGUCCAGCGAUGCUCGACGCUGCUAGCCACCCGAGGCGUCAACCCGAGGCUGCGGGACAGAGUGGCCGACAUCAUGGCAGCCGCCUCGUCUUCGUAUCCACAAGAGAAGAAGCUUCACCAAGCGCUCGACGGACUCAUGGUCACUUUCGCAAUCGACUUCUAUGCGGAGCCAGCUGCCGCCAGCGACUUGGUUCCUCUACUCAUUGAAGCAAACUUUCAGUAGUAGUAGCAGAAGUACUUUUCGGAUGUCAUUAUUGUCGUCAAUGUCGUUACGUCUAAUAAUAUCGAGCUUUCGUCGU
Messenger RNA from Acaromyces ingoldii, 1662 nucleotides. Its product is annotated as PLC-like phosphodiesterase. The transcript is spliced from 3 exons. Gene Ontology annotation, molecular function: phosphoric diester hydrolase activity. Lineage: Eukaryota; Fungi; Basidiomycota; Exobasidiomycetes; Exobasidiales; Cryptobasidiaceae. Gene Ontology annotation, biological process: lipid metabolic process. The record is from RefSeq and is a predicted model, not a curated record. The coding region runs from base 135 to 1586 and encodes 483 amino acids.